This is a messenger RNA of Lottia gigantea (owl limpet), 699 nucleotides long. RefSeq lists its product as hypothetical. Bases 1 to 699 code for a protein of 232 amino acids. The record is from RefSeq and is a predicted model, not a curated record. The transcript is spliced from 3 exons. NCBI's taxonomy places the organism in Eukaryota, Metazoa, Mollusca, Gastropoda, Lottiidae.
AUGUUGAGAAAAAGCAGAACGAUUUGUUAUGUUUAUUAUUUUCUUUGUAUUUUCAGAAUUAGCCAUAUUCACUAUCUAGCAUUGGCAGUAAUGGCUUUAUUUGUUAGUUUUCUUUCGUAUCCAAGUAAACGACACAUGGAUCCAACAUCAACACUUAUAACAUUCACACACCUUAUGAUGUUCACUGCGCAAUUAGGGGCUCAGCUUUGGGUCACGUUAGUAGCCGGUAUUACAAUGUUUUGUAGUCUCCCGAGACGUAUGUUUGGUCAAGUACAGAAGAGAUUAUUUCCCAUGUUUUUCUUCUGGUGCUAUGUAACGUCUGUGUUGACUAUUAGUACCUUCCUUUGUCUUAGUGAGUUCUUGAUGCAUCUCCAUGUUCUCUUUAACAUUUUUCAGAUGUAUGCUUUAGCAAUUAGUUUUCUGUCAGCAACGGCCAAUACUCUGGUAUUAGCCCCACUGAUUGUAACAGCGAUGGUGAAAACCUUUGAUAUGGAAGUAACAGCUGGUGUUGGUGAUAUAAUAGGCUAUGCUGAUAUUAAAGACCUUAAAUCCAACGAAGAAUAUUUGACAUCCUACUCUAUGUUCAGAAAAUGUCACGGUGUCAGUGCGUGUUUAACCGUGGUGGCUUUACUUUCAAAUACAUAUUACUUGUACAGCCUUUCAAGUAGCAUCGUAUUGGUCGACAGUUUAAAUAUUUAG